CCUAUCGGGCGAUUUGUUUGUCGCGCAGCCCGAGAAAGUAUGGCGACGUGGGAGAGCGACAAGUUUCGAGAAGACGAGGAUGCCGACGAGAUCGGGGGCAAUUUCGAUAACAUCCUCGUGACGCACGAUCUGCAGGACUGCUUGGAUGACACUCUGGACCUGUCAAGCUUCGAGAAGGUCUACGAGCAGAGCGCGGUGUUCGAUUACGAAAGAUACUCCGACGACGAUGCUCCUAUCAACGAGAGGCUGCCGAUACCCGCCGAUGACAACACGACCGAGCAUAUUCAACACACAAUCAGUCCAGAUGAAAUUUAUAUGCGAAUUCAUCAAGAGCAAGACGAUGCAUUACUUGAAGAUCUUGCAACUUCUCAUGAAACUAUUACAAUUGAAAGUAUGGAUUUGGAUAGUAAUCAGAAACAUAUCAAUCGCUAUAAUUGUCAAUAUGAAGGCUGUACCAGAACAUAUAGUACCAUUGGAAACUUGCGUACCCAUAUGAAGACACACAAAGGCGAGUAUCGAUUUAAAUGCGCAGAGCCGAGUUGCGGCAAGGCCUUUCUCACAUCCUACAGCCUAAAGAUCCACAUUAGGGUACACACAAAAGUAAAACCGUUUGAAUGCAAUUACAAAGGCUGCGAGAAAGCAUUCAAUACCCUUUACAGACUGAGAGCUCACCAAAGACUUCAUAGUGGCAACACAUUCAACUGCGAAGAGACUGGAUGCGUUAAAUUCUUCACUACUUUAAGCGAUCUCAAGAAACAUAUACGUACUCAUACUCAAGAAAGACCGUACAAGUGCAGAGAAAAGGGUUGCGGAAAGGCUUUUACAGCUUCACAUCAUUUAAAAACGCACAAGAGAACACAUACGGGCGAACGGCCAUAUGUUUGUACUUUCGAAAAUUGCAGACGACGUUUUACUACUCCUCACAGUUUAAAGAGUCACAUAAAAACGCAUAAUAAAACUGUGAAUAAUGAACUGAAGAAGCGUAAAGACAAUAGAAAUGACGAUACGACUGAGGAACAAAAAAAGUUGAGUCAAUUAGAAUUGAAACUUGUGAAAGUUAGCGCAAACAAUACUAUUAUACCAUCGUAUACUGUUAUACCAAUAUCUUCAGAUCUUGCACAAAAUCAUAAAAACAUGUACGUUUCCGCGAAAAACGAUACAGCAGGACAAGUAGUUCCUAGCGAUGUAACGAUGGACAUUAUGAGCCAUCGCAAGUUGGAAUCGCAAGUAAAACUCGGUUAUAUUUCUACCAAAGAUGCAAAAGACUCGAAUAAAACCACCAAAGUUGCGCUUCUCGCAACGGAUAUCGUGUUAGAUAAUUUUGACGAACACGCAGUUGAUGCUUUUAACAAUAAUGAGGACUAUCACGAAUUUAAGGUAUUCAAUGAAAUGACGGAAUCGAAUAUGCAACAUGAUAAUUUAACGGAUAUAGUUGGGCACAAGUCAGCUUCGUUAUCAGAAGUGAUUAUAAGUGAGAUCAGAAGUGAGUAUAAUGAUAGUAUAGAUAGGCAGGAUCAAUCUAUCCCGAUAAAUUUGGAGCAGAAGAUUAUGCAGGACGGUUUGCAAAACGCAAUAGCGCAUAUUUCGGAAGGAACAAAUUUCACAAGUGAUAUAAAGCAGUACAAAAACGAAUCCGCCACUGUUUCUGACGAUGUAUUUGCAAAUCGAUCAAAUGCAGGAAAUAUAGAUAACGAUAACAACGUGUUAUAUAAUGCCAAUUGUAUUACUAGUCAUAUUCCCGAUAUUAUAAGUUCCUCGAAUGAAACCCACCUUUUCGAGAAUGGAAUGGACGCUCUCUCGUUUAUCAAUGAUGCGACUUUACAAAGCGGAGAUUCUAUCAACGCAGUUUCAAAUCACGAUUUGUGCGCAGACACUAUAAUUGCGAACGCGCAAUCCGAAGCCGUUGAACUCGCGAUAGCUACUGAGGAGGAAUUACCUUCAAGUUGGAUAGAUGUUACAGCAUUGGCAACCGCAUCCGCUUUAAGAACACAAUCUUGGUCCGAGUUCAAUGCUUUUCCCAUAGCAGUUCAUUCCCUGGUCGAUCUAGUUGGUCCGGAACCUUACCCAUUAGAGAUAGAUUCUCAAUUGCCAUCUAUGGAAAAUUUGAAAAAUAUUAACACAGUAAAUACGGAACAUACUUUAGCAAAUACUGAGAUUGUGCAAUCUCAAAAAGCAGCCGAUUAUGAGGCUAAGAGUAUAAGUAAUAUUAAGAAUAAAAAAGAUAAUAGAAAUGUUCUGCAGGAGAUCACGGCAGACGCUGAUAUAUGUAAAUGUGUUGACUGCAAAUGCGAUAAUUUACAAAAUUGUCAGAAUUGUACAAAUAGUCCUGUCGCAGAAAUUACGAAAAAUACGUUAAAUAUUGUAAAUGACAUCGUGUCUUCCUUGCAAAGUGGAUGUUCCUGCAACGCUGAGUCGGGUGGUUGUGAUUCAUGCUGUGUUGUAAUUUGCUUAAAGACAUUACAACAAUUACAGAAAGUAUUUAGCAAUUGCUGUAAGAAGACCACAAAUAUGUGUUGUGGGGAAAAGUUGUUACCAUCCUUGAUGAAGUGUCAAUUAGCUAGAAAUCCAUGAAUCACAUAUUUUCUUCAUUAACUAGUCAUGCAAGAAAAUAAUGCUAUAUUUUCAUGUUAACUCCCCUGAAAAUGUGAUUUUGCACUUGAUAGCUUUAAAAUUGCCUUUGGCAAUUUUUGCCUUCCAAAUGUUUUAUCUAGGACAAAUUGAGAAUAUAUGACUGUACAUACAUUUAUGUGCUAUAUCUAUAUUUAAUAGAAUCUUACAAUAUUGAUUCUAUACAUAUGUUAUAUAAUUUGUGCCAAAUAUUUGUAGACUUUUUUACAAAAAAUGUUUAUAUAAACAAAAGUAUUUUAUCGCAUAAUUUGUGAUAAUAAAUAAAGUAUCCACAACUUUAAAAUAUUAUUCAAAUGUAAUAAAAAAAGAGUUAAAAUGAAACUAACGAUACACAUACAGAAGUGCAAGGAAAUGAAUGCACAAUAUAUAAUUAUUUUUUACAAAUUAACUAUGUUGACAUGAACAAAAAA
Nylanderia fulva is the source of this 3038-nucleotide messenger RNA. RefSeq lists its product as uncharacterized. Gene Ontology annotation, biological process: regulation of transcription by RNA polymerase II. Gene Ontology annotation, cellular component: nucleus. NCBI's taxonomy places the organism in Eukaryota, Metazoa, Arthropoda, Insecta, Hymenoptera, Formicidae. The record is from RefSeq and is a predicted model, not a curated record.